This is a messenger RNA of Mustela erminea (ermine), 454 nucleotides long. It is a transcript of the gene C19H19orf33, whose product is annotated as chromosome 19 C19orf33 homolog. The transcript is spliced from 4 exons. Bases 102 to 416 code for a protein of 104 amino acids. Gene Ontology annotation, cellular component: nucleus. The record is from RefSeq and is a predicted model, not a curated record. NCBI's taxonomy places the organism in Eukaryota, Metazoa, Chordata, Mammalia, Carnivora, Mustelidae.
UCAGAAGUCCCUGGACCGGCAGUUCCCGCUGCUCCUCCCCUCGUCCUUCCCCCUGCCCUCGGGGAACUGGCGGUUCUCCCCACAGACCUCCUCUCACCACCAUGGAGUUCGACUUGGCCUUAGCCCUAGACUCCAAGAAGCCUCAGGGGACGGGCCAGGGGGGAGACCAUAAACACGGCCCCCACAAAGUUCAGGGCGCGUCAGAGACAGGGGCGGCUGACAAACCAAGGGGCCACGGUCACCGCAGCUCCUCGGACUCCAGUAGCAGCAGCGGCAGCUCCAGCGACUCGGACAUGGAAGGAAAGCCUCACGCGGCCGCCUCGCAAGGACACGAAAGCACGCCGGCCAAGGUCAAGAAGCCCAAGGUGAAAAAGAAGAAGGAGAAGAAAGGGAAGGCGAAGGUUACUUCUCACUGACCGGCCCGGUGACGUCUCAUUAAACCUUUUCUCGGCUC